GUAGAGAGGCGCUCAUCCACCAUCGUAUUUAGCUCGAUCACUAGCUCAUUACAUGAUCAAAACAGCCUCUCUUGCGAUUUAUAAUUACAUUUCUAUUCAAACCAGGCAGUGGACUCCUCCAAAAAGCAGAAAGCAGCUCUUAUUGUCCGCUUAACAGCCGCCGAUUGACGUUGAACUUGCCUCUGUAAACCCAUUCUCUCCAACUUGGUCGCCAUGGCAACUGAGGAGAAGAAACCAGACACGGAGGCUACUAAAACACAGCCGGCAUCAGCUGCCUCUGCCAGCCAGAGUAAGUCAGCACCUGUCAAGCCAAACUACACCUUGAAGUUCACAUUGGCUGGGCAUACAAAAGCAGUUUCUUCAGUUAAAUUCAGUCCAAGUGGGGAGUGGCUCGCCAGCUCGUCUGCUGAUAAGCUGAUCAAAAUAUGGGGUGCAUAUGAUGGCAAGUUUGAGAAGACGAUAUCUGGACACAAACUUGGCAUCUCAGAUGUAGCCUGGUCUUCAGACUCCAACCUCCUGGUCUCAGCUUCUGAUGACAAGACUUUGAAGAUCUGGGAUGUGAGCUCUGGGAAGUGUUUAAAGACGCUGAAGGGACACAGCAAUUAUGUGUUCUGCUGUAACUUCAACCCCCAGUCCAACCUCAUCGUCUCUGGAUCUUUUGACGAGAGUGUGAGGAUUUGGGAUGUUAAAACGGGGAAAUGUCUGAAGACACUUCCAGCACACUCAGACCCUGUCUCUGCGGUUCAUUUCAACAGAGAUGGCUCAUUGAUUGUGUCCAGCAGUUAUGAUGGACUUUGUCGUAUCUGGGACACAGCAUCAGGCCAGUGCCUUAAAACACUUAUUGAUGACGACAACCCACCAGUGUCAUUUGUGAAGUUCUCCCCCAAUGGCAAGUACAUCCUGGCUGCCACUCUGGACAAUACUUUGAAGCUUUGGGACUACAGCAAAGGAAAGUGCCUGAAAACUUACACCGGUCAUAAAAACGAGAAGUACUGCAUAUUUGCUAAUUUCUCUGUUACUGGUGGAAAGUGGAUUGUCUCCGGCUCAGAAGAUAACAUGGUCUAUAUCUGGAACCUUCAGACCAAGGAGAUUGUACAGAAACUACAGGGCCACACAGAUGUGGUGAUCUCAACCGCUUGUCACCCCACAGAAAACAUCAUUGCAUCAGCAGCACUAGAAAACGACAAAACCAUCAAACUUUGGAAAAGCGACUGCUAAGCCUGAAGCGUAAUUUACUUUAAUAUUUUGUUCUUUUUUUAAUUUUGUACUAUUCAUUUGGUGGGGGGGGGGGGGAGGAAAGACUCGUUUUUCAUUUGAGAAGUCAUGCUAGGCAAGAAGACUGAUGAAAGCGCCCUUCCCCAACACACCCUGUCCUAACACGGUGCCCUCUCCGUGCACUAAAACUAUCACUUUCUCUCUGCCUUGCCGCCAGCUUUUUCACCAGUUUAAGCGUCCAGCAAAACAUUAAACCAGUCUGUAAAUUUAGGCAGCUUUGUUUUAAUCUCCACAAACCUAUUAGGACAAAAAGUGUGUUCGUGUCUUUUUAUUUCUGUAAGUUUUGUAGAAAGACACUUGUGUCUCUAUCAGUUGUUUGCACACUUUCUGAAGCCAGCAGAACGCCUUGGGCACAUUUUAAGUGGCCAUUUUAACAGAAAUGUUUGAAGUAUUACAUUUCAAUGCCUGCAUUUCUAGGAGCGAUUUGCAGCUUCACUCCAUUAUUUGGCUGAAAACAUGUCUCACAAACUGCUGUGAACGCCUCAAAGACUUACCUUGACGUGUACUGAUGUCAAAUCAAACCUCCCGUGUAUGAAAUGUUAUCUAAAUGUUUUGAACAUUCACUAUUUCAUGUUCAUUUCUGUACAGCGCACAAUUGCAGAUGACAAAGCAGCAAUUAAAACCAUUCAUUUGUGUAAUAGUUGCUAAGCUAGUUGUUUAUGGUUUUCAGUGGCUUUCAGUGGCUCAAUGUGGUCUAGGCAGUGCUAACAAUAAAACUACUCUUUCGUUAUGAAGGCUUUACGCAGAUACACACAUAAUGUAUGCCAAAAGUACACUUAAUUGCUACACUUGUAUCAACCUGUAACACCUGUUUAUAUAAGUUUUGGUGCUUUUGAAAAAUAAAACUGUACAAUACAUCGGGAUGGAGUAGCAGUUCGGUCAGAGCGUUCAGUGAAAAUAUUGGUUUAAUGGAAGAAAAAAAAUAUUACUGAACAAUAUGAUAAAGGAAAUAUCCAGUUUUAAUUAACUUAUGCAAGGAGGAGUGUUGCUGAGAACUGAAUAUGCCAUAAUCCUAUAUCUUGUGACCAAAAGCAGUCUCGAUGUAUUUAGAGCCUUGAGAUGUUUUCUGUACCUGACACACUUUGUACAUACUUGCAGCUUCUCUGUUCAGUACGUUUACCUCUGUUCUGUGGUCUUAUUAACCGUCUCAAGUAGCUGAUAGUCCUUCGAGCGUGUUUUGUUUUUACUGCUUGAUGUGGAUGAUGGUUUGGCAUAAACCCAUCUUCUGCAUUUGGACUCUGGUCUUUUGUUUUUGGUUGGAUUUCCAGUGCACUGCAGUGAUGACAAGGGCCGCAUGAGGAAUUGUAUCUGUAUUGCAUUUAGUCACUUUGGACAUGACCUGUGACUCAAUAAAGAUUUUUUUACCUGU
Messenger RNA from Danio rerio (zebrafish), 2644 nucleotides. It is a transcript of the gene wdr5, whose product is annotated as WD repeat domain 5. Gene Ontology annotation, cellular component: nucleus; histone methyltransferase complex. The record is from RefSeq and is marked provisional. NCBI's taxonomy places the organism in Eukaryota, Metazoa, Chordata, Actinopteri, Cypriniformes, Danionidae.